CGCUGCACGCACGGUGCGAUUCGGCUUUUUAAUAAGUCUCGGUCAUUUCCCUAAUUUUCGCAUUUGAAGGUUUUCGAGAGUUCGUAAGGCAGUAAUUCGGGAGUUUUACUUUUGACCUUGAAGUUUCCAGUUGUUUCAACUUUCAACUCCAAAUCAAAAGUACGAAAUGGCUAAAGCUCCAGCAAUUGGUAUUGAUUUGGGAACGACGUACAGCUGCGUUGGUGUCUUUCAGCAUGGAAAAGUGGAAAUUAUCGCUAACGAUCAAGGUAACAGGACAACACCCAGCUAUGUUGCCUUCACCGACACCGAACGGUUGAUUGGAGAUGCCGCUAAGAAUCAAGUGGCCAUGAACCCUAUUAACACCGUAUUCGACGCGAAACGUUUGAUUGGACGUCGUUUUGAUGACUCCAGUGUUCAGAGUGAUAUGAAGCACUGGCCUUUCAAAGUCAUCAACGAUGCCACCAAGCCGAAGAUUCAGGUGGAAUACAAGGGAGAAACCAAAACGUUCUUCCCGGAAGAGAUUUCAUCCAUGGUUCUUACCAAGAUGAAGGAGACUGCAGAAGCGUACUUGGGCAAGACCGUAACGAAUGCAGUCGUUACAGUGCCGGCCUAUUUUAACGACUCUCAGCGCCAGGCGACCAAAGAUGCCGGGGUGAUCGCGGGAUUAAAUGUUCUCCGUAUCAUCAACGAGCCUACAGCCGCAGCUAUCGCUUAUGGAUUAGAUCAGAAGGUUGGAGGAGAACGCAAUGUACUGAUUUUUGAUCUCGGUGGUGGUACUUUCGAUGUGUCCAUUCUGACUAUCGAAGAUGGUAUCUUCGAAGUAAAAUCGACAGCCGGCGACACCCAUUUGGGCGGUGAAGAUUUCGACAAUCGGAUGGUAAAUCACUUUGUCCAGGAAUUCAAACGCAAGCACAAGAAGGACAUAUCCGACAACGCCCGUGCUUUACGUCGUCUGCGAACUGCUUGUGAACGCGCGAAGCGCACGCUUUCGUCCAGCACUCAGGCCAGUGUGGAAAUCGAUUCGCUAUAUGACGGUAUCGACUUCUACACGAGCAUCACCCGUGCCCGCUUCGAAGAGUUGAAUGCUGAUUUAUUCCGAAGCACUCUGGACCCUGUGGAGAAGGCUCUGAAGGAUGCUAAGAUGGAUAAGAAUCAGAUCCACGAUAUCGUCUUGGUUGGUGGCUCUACUCGAAUUCCCAAAGUCCAGAAGCUUCUGCAGGACUGUUUCAACGGAAAAGACUUGAACAAAUCCAUCAAUCCCGAUGAGGCCGUUGCCUACGGUGCAGCUGUUCAGGCCGCCAUUCUUUCUGGCGACAAAUCUGAAGCCGUACAGGAUCUGCUGUUGCUGGAUGUGGCCCCUCUGUCUUUGGGCAUUGAAACUGCUGGCGGUGUGAUGACAUCGCUUAUUAAGCGCAAUACUACCAUUCCCACCAAGCAGACCCAGACAUUCACAACGUAUUCGGACAACCAGCCGGGUGUACUCAUUCAGGUCUACGAGGGCGAACGCGCUAUGACCAAGGAUAACAAUCUAUUGGGUAAAUUUGAACUGACCGGCAUCCCUCCAGCGCCGCGUGGUGUUCCUCAAAUCGAAGUCACUUUCGAUGUGGAUGCCAACGGUAUUCUGAACGUAUCCGCUGUGGACAAGAGUACUGGAAAAGAGAACAAGAUCACCAUUACCAACGACAAGGGUCGUCUCACCAAAGAACAGAUCGAGCGCAUGGUUAACGAGGCGGAGAAGUACCGCGAUGAGGAUGAGAAGCAGCGGGACCGUAUUUCUGCUCGCAACGCCCUGGAAAGCUACUGCUUCAGUAUAAAACAGACCUUGGAGGAUGAAAAGCUGAAGGAUAAGAUUGAUGCAGGCGAUCGCACUACGAUCAUGGGCAAAAUCGAAGAAGCGCAAAAGUGGAUGGACGCCAACACGCUGGCGGAAAAAGAAGAGUUCGAGCAUAAACAAAAAGAACUCGAGAAGGUGUUUAACCCCAUCAUUUCCAAAGUGUACCAAGCAGCGGGAGGUGCUGGUGGCGCUCCCCCCGGCGGCCCUGGUGGAUUCCCGGGCGGCGGUUUCCCUGGAGGUUUCCCCGGAGCUGGCGGCGCUGCUCCUGGUGGUGGUCAUGGAGGCAGUGGCGGUGGGCCAACCAUUGAAGAGGUUGAUUAAAUCGGGUUUUUUAUCUGUUUCUUUUUAAUUAAUCUUCAGUCGUCGUUCUUGUACACUGCGAAAUUCGUGUUUAAAGAGAGGCAGUACAUUUGUGAAAUACGGCAGUAGUUUGUGAAAUAUGUAGCUUUCCGUGUCAUACGUAUUUCAUGAAUGUACUAUGAUUAGUGAACUCCAUCAAUGCGUAAUUAUUUAUAAGUCAGUUUUCUCGGGAUUUUUCUGUUGUGGCAUGUUUGGAUCGGAUCCUUGACAAUAGAACCGCUGCGUUUGUCGUUGUUAAUUUAAGUUGCGCGCGUUUAUGAUAUGAGAAAUAAAGGAUGCCGGUUCGUG
Paramacrobiotus metropolitanus is the source of this 2482-nucleotide messenger RNA. RefSeq names its product heat shock cognate 71 kDa protein. The transcript has 9 exons. The record is from RefSeq and is a predicted model, not a curated record. Gene Ontology annotation, biological process: cellular response to unfolded protein; protein refolding; vesicle-mediated transport. Gene Ontology annotation, cellular component: plasma membrane; cytoplasm; cytosol. Lineage: Eukaryota; Metazoa; Tardigrada; Eutardigrada; Parachela; Macrobiotidae. Gene Ontology annotation, molecular function: ATP hydrolysis activity; misfolded protein binding; ATP-dependent protein folding chaperone. Bases 167 to 2155 code for a protein of 662 amino acids.